AUGUUACUAAAUAGCGCCGGCCUGGCGCGGAGUGGGCGUUUUGUUGUUUCGCGGGCACCUUUUGGCUCGCGUGUGGGCAGACGCACGUUCACUAGCGACUCGCACAAUUUUAAAAACUUCUACAACGGCCAGACUCUGGCUAAACACUUUGAGACAGCAGGCCAUGGGUAUUUGAUGUCUUUGUCCUUUGAGCCCAAGGACAGACUGAAGGACAACAGCAAAGCCACCGAUGGGUUGAUUUCCAAGUAUCGCAAGAAGGUGUACACCAACACAGUGUAUGAUUCGCCUACUGGCGAGGAUAACUACGUGAUAGCCUACAACGACUCGCGGGUGCUUGCUGGAGUGCUAGACGGCGUGGGCGGGUGGUCUGAGCAAGGGUUUGAUUCCAGCGCAAUCAGCCGCGAGCUGUCGAACCACGUCACCACCGAGUUCUUAGGCGAACCCGAUCUUACCCCUCUUGAGAUACUGGAACAAGCAUUUACAAAGAUGAAGCAGGACGGGUCUGUCGAGGUGGGGUCCACGACGAUCUGUUUUGGGGUGAUCGACUCCAACACCAACAAGCUGCACGCAGUGAACCUCGGCGACUCGUGGUUCGGUGUCUUCAGAAAGGAAAAGUCCAAGUUCAAGUGUGUGCACCAAUCUGAGGAGCAAACGUACUCAUUUAACGCUCCGUACCAGCUUUCUGUGAUUCCGCAGGAGUUUCUGGACCUGGCCAAGAAACGCGGGUCCAAGUACCUCAUGAACGAGCCCCGCGACGCUGACCAGUACGAGUUCCAGCUCGAGUCCGGUGAUAUCAUCAUGUUCACCACCGACGGAUUAAUAGAUAACGUGGUGAUCAACGACGUGGAAAUGUAUUUGGACGACGUGUUCGACCCAGAACAGAUCGGAGAAGUCAACAAGAACCUCGUACGCAACGUCAAGGACCUAAGUUUGAACACAGACUUCAAGAGCGUGUUCUCACAGCGGCUGAGCAAGCUCACCGGCCAGGACUACAUCGGCGGAAAGCCCGACGACAUCACCAGUGUUCUUGUAUACGUGGAGUGA
This is a messenger RNA of Ogataea philodendri, 1044 nucleotides long. RefSeq lists its product as uncharacterized. Bases 1 to 1044 code for a protein of 347 amino acids. The record is from RefSeq and is a predicted model, not a curated record. Lineage: Eukaryota; Fungi; Ascomycota; Pichiomycetes; Pichiales; Pichiaceae. The transcript has a single exon.